Molecule: messenger RNA, 1706 nt
Organism: Pristis pectinata (smalltooth sawfish)
Lineage: Eukaryota; Metazoa; Chordata; Chondrichthyes; Rhinopristiformes; Pristidae
Product: centrosomal protein of 290 kDa-like
Exons: 7
Coding region: 125-904 (259 amino acids)
Source: RefSeq, a predicted model, not a curated record
CGGAGAGCCGCUGAAGCCUCCGUUACCUAGCAACGGGAACCCCCCCUCCCCUCCCCGCGGGAUGGCUGUGAUUUCAGCCCGUGUGUGAAUCGUCGCCCGUCACUUCAUCUCGUCCUCGCCGAUCAUGGCGGUUCCGACCGUCCACCGGUGUCUCUGGCUUUGUGCUGAAAAUGAGCACUUGCAAAGAAAACUGAAGAAACUCCGUCAGAAGAAUGAACUGCUGGAGACCGAGCUUUCAGAAAUCCAGGAAAAAGUUCGUCUGCAACAGCUGAUGAGGGACUUUGUAACCACAAGAGAUGCUCAAAUACAGACUGAACCUCAGCCAUGGCACAGAGCUGGCCUUAAAGAGGACAAUGCUGCAAAGACAGAUGUAAAGAGGAAUGGGCUGUUGCAGAUGUACAAUGCCCUUCAGAAACGAUACGAAGAAGAAAUUAAAACCAACAAAGAGCAGAGUGAAGCCAUUUCAAAGCUCACUGUGGCGAUCCAUGAGUUAGAACUACAGUUAGUGACGUCUAAGCAAAAGAUUCGGCAGCUGGAGCAAACGUCUGUGGGGAGAAGGCAAAGGACGUCGAAGCCAGAGCGAGACUCUGCAUCUCGCAAACGUGUGUCUGGUGGUGCCAGUGCUUGCUCACCAGACUGCAUUAACAUCGAACUCCUCUUCAAGAUAGAAAGGCUGCAGAAGGAGAGGGACAGACUAACGAAGGAGAAAAACAGCUUGAAAAAUGAGUUGGCUGGACUGGAUAAGGGAUUCUUUGAAGAAAUUGAAGAUUUGAAGUAUGCUCUGCAGGAAUCUGCUAAACUGAAUAAAGAAUAUGAGAAGUGUCUACAAAAAAUGUGUGAAAACUGUGGGCUUCCAUUUCCACAGCCGUCAGUGGUUGCAAAAUUAAAAAAAAUGAAUUCAUAGUGAAUUAAUUUUUGAACAACGCAAGUCUUUUUCUAUAGCAAUAAGGUAAUUGACCUCCAAAGGCAAAAAGCUGCAAAUACUGGAAAGCUGAUAAAGCACAAAGCUGGAAAUAUUCAGUGAGAGGUAGGAGAAAACCAGUGCAAGAGAGGGGACAACAAUCCAAACAACGUCUGCAUAGAAGUUCCCAAGCUCAUCUUUGAAUUGUGCCAGUCACCUGAGAGAACUACUUUAAGAUCUCAGCAAAAGGAGAACAUCUCCAACAACAUCAUCAAGUUACGUGGCAUAUAUUUUUUGCAGUGUUUGAAGCCACAAUCUUUUGAUGCAGAGUGCUACCACCAAAAUAAGGAUAUCACUUCAUAUUGCUGUAGUUUCAGUAGGACCUUCUUCUGGUAUUUUGGCUGAAUGAAUUGAUAAUGGGAUGGUACCAUUCUGGUUAAGUUGCUGGACCAGUAUCUAGAGGUUUAUGCUAUUAAUCUGGUGAGCUUGACUUGCACUACAGCACCUGGAGACUUUAAAUUCAAAUAAUUAAAUUAGGAAUAAAAAGCUAGGCUCAGGAACUGUGAUGAUGAAACAACUGGAUUAUUGUAGAACCUAAUCUUUUCAGGAAGGAAAGCUGUUGACCUUGCCUGGUCUGGCUUAAGUGACUCCCCACCCACAUCAAUGUGGUUGACCCUCAGCUGGUCCCUGAAGUGGCUUCACAGGAUACUCAGAUAUUCACAACACCAAUUAUAAACAAUAAGUGCUGGUCAACCCAGUGACUCCUUCAACCCAUGAAAGUGCCAAUAAAAGACUUUGUCCUUCA